Molecule: messenger RNA, 3947 nt
Organism: Rhododendron vialii
Lineage: Eukaryota; Viridiplantae; Streptophyta; Magnoliopsida; Ericales; Ericaceae
Product: phosphoenolpyruvate carboxylase 2
Biological process (GO): leaf development; tricarboxylic acid cycle; carbon fixation
Cellular component (GO): chloroplast; cytosol; apoplast
Molecular function (GO): phosphoenolpyruvate carboxylase activity
Source: RefSeq, a predicted model, not a curated record
UUUCUCUCUACAACCCACUCAAUUCUCCUCUGUUUUUUUUUGCUUCUCCUUCUCGAUUCUUCUUAUAGUUGCAGAUGGUAAUUCUACUGUAUCCCUAUCUAAUCCGUGAUUGUGGUUGAAAGUUGAGAUACCCAGUUUGACUUUCCCGUUGCUUAAUUAAUAACUCCUUGUUUGGUUCAACUGAAAAUUAACAGAAGCCGUACUUGAGCCCAAAUAAGAGUGAGAGAGAGAGAGAGUGAGAAAAAAUGGGGACUCGGAAUUUGGAGAAAAUGGCAUCGAUCGAUGCGCAGUUGAGGCUUUUGGCACCUAGGAAGGUUUCUGAAGAUGAUAAAUUGGUAGAGUAUGACGCUGUGUUGUUGGAUCGGUUUCUCGACAUUCUUCAGGAUUUACAUGGAGAAGGAAUUCGACAAACCUCUAAAAAUUGCUAUGAGCUGUCUGCUGAGUAUGAAAGGAAGCUAGACCCCCCGAAACUGGAGGAACUCAGGAGUGUGCUGACAAGUUUGGAUGCAGGAGAUUCUAUUGUAGUUGCUAAAUCUUUCACCCAUAUGCUUAACUUGGCCAAUUUGGCUGAGGAGGUCCAGAUAGCUUACCGCCACAGGAUUAAGUUAAAGAAAGGUGAUUUUUCUGACAAGGCAUCUGCAACAACUGAGUCAGACAUCGAAGAGACCCUCAUGAGGCUUGUGGUGCAAUUGAAGAAGUCCCCUGAAGAAGUUUUUGAUGCUUUAAAGAACCAGAUAGUAGAUUUAGUCCUUAUGGCACAUCCUAAUCAAUCAGUCCGAAGAUCUUUGCUUCAAAAACAUGCACGGAUUCGGAAUUGUUUGACCCAAUUGUACGCCAAGGACAUAACCCCUGAUGAUAAGCAGGAGCUUGAUGAGGCUCUACAGAGAGAGAUACAAGCUGCAUUUCAUAUUGAUGAAAACUGGAGGACAUCUCCAACUCCCCAAGAUGAGAUGAGGGCAGGAAUGAGCUACUUUCAUGAGACAAUCUGGAAAGGUGUCCCAAAAUUCUUACGCCGUGUUGACUCUGCUUUAAAGAACAUAGGCAUAAAUGAACAUGUCCCCUACAAUGCCCCUCUAAUUCAGUUCUCUUCUUGGAUGGGUGGCGAUCGUGAUGGGAAACCCAAGGUAACUCCAGAAGUUACAAGAGAUGUAUGUUUGUUGGCUAGGAUGAUGGCUGCUAAUUUGUACUUCUCGUAGAUAGAGGAUCUUAUGUUCGAGCUGUCAAUGUGGCGGUGUAGUGAUGAACUUCGUGCUCGCGCUAAUGAACUUCAUAGGUUGUCAAAGAGAGAUGCAAAGCAUUAUUGGUAGUUUUGGAAACAAAUUCCUCCAAAUGAGCCCUAUCAAGUUAUUCUAGGUGAGGUAAGGGACAAGCUGUAUCAUACAUGUGAACGUGCUCGCUAGUUAUUAGCCAAUGGCUUCUCUGAUAUUGCUGAGGAGACAACUUUUACACACGUUGAUCAGUUCCUGGAGCCUCUGGAACUAUGUCAUGGAUCGCUCUGUGCUUGUGGUGAUCGGCCAAUUGCCAAUGGAAGCCUUCUUGAUUUUUUACGGCAAGUCUCCACCUUCGGACUGUCUCUUGUGAGGCUUGACAUUCGGCAAGAAUCAGACAGGCAUACUUUUAUUUUCCAACACAUUGAUGUUAUAGACGCCAUUACCUGGCACCUAGAAAUCGGGUCCUACAGAGAAUGGCCUGAACAAAAAAGGCAGGAGUGGCUCUUAUCCGAACUCAGUGGCAAGUGUCCUCUUUUUGGUCCCGAUCUUCCCAAAACUGAAGAAGUCGCUGAUGUUUUGGACACUUUCCAUGUCAUUUCUCAACUCCCCUGAAAUCUCGAUAACUUUGGAGCCUACAUCAUUUCAAUGGUGACUGCACCGUCUGAUGUGCUAGCCGUGGAGCUUUUACAGCGCGAGUGCUGAGUCAAGCAGUUGUUAAGGGUGGUACCACUUUUUGAAAAACUUGUGGAUCUUGUAUCUGCGCCAGCUUCUUUGGCUCGUCUCUUCUUAAUUGAUUGGUAUAGGAACCGGAUCAAUGGAAAGCAAGAAGUCAUGAUUGGGUACUCGAAGUUGGGCAAGGAUGCCAGUCGUUUGUCUGCUGCUUGGCAUUUGUAUAAGGCCCAAGAGGAACUCAUAAAGGUGGCAAAGCAAUACGGGGUGAGGCUUACUAUGUGCCACGGUUGAGGAGGGACUGUUACAAGAGGAGGAUGUCCCACCCACCUAGCCAUAUUGUCCCAGCUACCAGAUAUGAUUCACGGGUCGCUUUGUGUGACGGUUCAGGGUGAAGUCAUUGAGCAAUCUUUCGGGGAGGAGCACUUAUGUUUUAGAACGCUCCAACGUUUCACAGCAGCGACACUAGUACAUGGAAUGCAUCCCCCAAUCUCGCCAAAGCCGGAGUGGUGUGCAGUAUUGGAUGAGAUGACAUUUGUUGCCACGAAGGAAUAUCGUUCUAUAGUUUUCCAGGAACCUCGUUUCAUCGAAUACUUCCACCUCGCAACACUAGAGACGGAGUAUGGUCAUAUGAACAUAGGAAGUCGUCCAUCAAAAAGGAACAUUGAAUCUCUCCGGGCAAUCCCCUGGAUCUUUGCUUGGACCCAAACGAGGUUUCACCUCCCGGUCAGGCUCAGUUUUGGAGCUGCAUUCAAGCAUGUCAUUGAGAAGGAUGUAAAAAAUCUCCCCAUGUUGAAGGAAAUGUACAACCAGUGGCCUUUCAUCAGAGUGACCAUUGACUUGGUUGAGAUGGUGUUUGCCAAAGGAAAUCCAAGGAUUGCUGCUUUGUAUGACAAGCUUCUAGUGUCGGAAGACUUGCGGCCAUUUGGAGAGACUUUGAGAGCAAACUACGAAGAAACCAAUUAUAAGAGCCUUCUCCUCCAGGUAAUACAAAGGAAAAUUACUGGAAUAGUGCAUCUAAAGAACUCUAAUACAUUGCAUUUGCAUCCGUGGACAGUGAUCCGAAGCAAAGGCUCCGUCUUCAUGAUGCAUACAUCACGAAGCGGAUUCGUGUGCUAGGCCUACACACUGAAGCGGAUUCGUGACUCCAGCUAUGAUGUGAAGGUGAGGCUGCAUCUAUCCAAGGACAUAACCGAAUCUAGCAAGCCCCAGACUGCAGAGCUAGUCAAGCUUAACCCCACUAGUGAAUACGCUCUCGGGCUUCAAGACACGCUUAUCUUGACCAUGAAGGGUGUAGCGGCAGGAAUGCAGAACACCAGUUAGGCGCCUGUUAUUUUCUUGUACAUUCUCCGUUCUUCUUACGACUCAAUGUGCUAGCCAUGGAGCUUUUACAGCGCGAGUGGCGAGUCAAGCUGUCCACAAUUUUUUAGGUCUCGUUUCGCUAAUGUUUUUAUUUUUUAAAUACUUAUUUCUCGUUUUACAAUACAAGUCAUUCUCUCAGUGGAACAGAGCCUUAACUACAAUAAUAAGUACACAAGAGAAGUACUAAUUAAAAGUUCAAUAACCCAUUACUUGGGCGUAGCUCACUUCUUCGACUCCCCCUCUCUUGUAUUUAGCCCUACCUCAUAAUGUGAGCGUUAAAUUAAAGUUCCUUUUCUGGCAAGCAGUCAUGUCCAUUUACAUAUUGCAUUAUCAAUAAAGGACACAACAAUUAAUUACCUACUUGCCCUUUUUAAUUUCUACACACAACCCACCAACCCUAUACAGUCAACUUUGUUGGCCUAGUGACUAUAAACAAGGUCUGGUCUGGUCUGGUCCAAUCCGGAGGGUUUGGCCAAGUGGUCUUGGCCUAGAAUUUAUGUGUUUGCUCCAUCUUAAGAUCUCAGGUUCGAUUCUCCUUGUCAAUAAUUUUUGGGGCCACCUCACCCCCACGCGUAAGUGUGUGAAAUGACUGUGGGAGAGGCUGUAGGGAUCAGUAUGAGGUGCGCGCAAACUGACCAGGGACACCCGACAUUUCAAAACAAAAAAAAAAGUCUGGUCCAAGAUAUUUGAACAAGAUAGCAUUUU